UAUUCGUUUGUUAGACAUGACGGGCUACAUAUCGACCACCUAACCAGCAUCGUGCAAAACGAAAUAAGCGCUCUGAAACAGUUAUAUCAACAGAAACAAUACGAUAAAAGUCUGGACACCUCAGCAGUCUUGGGAUAAAGUAUCCAAAAUUCAGAGAUCACCCUUUACACAAUGGACAUAUGUGGCUGGAGAGCAAACGUAUUGAUGAUGGAGCAGAAGGACUAUGGAGGAUUCAUGAUCAGUUGUACGACUUCAGUGAUUUUGUUCAUGAUCAUCCUGGAGGGAACAGAUAUAACGGAAGCUUUCGAAUCUCAUCAUAUAUCUGCAGUACCUUCCACUUUGCUUCCACAGUAUCUAGUCAGAGAUGCAAAAGUGCCAAGAAACUCACCUUUUACUUUCAACGAAAACGGAUUUUAUAACUUGUUGAAAAGAAAAAUUUACGAGAAAUUAAAAACGCUGCCAAAACUUCAUCGGAUAGAUCAAAACAUAUAACUGAUUUCUUAUUAAUCUCUUAUAUAGGUAAGUUUAAUUGGGAGUGUCCU
Molecule: messenger RNA, 542 nt
Organism: Acanthoscelides obtectus
Lineage: Eukaryota; Metazoa; Arthropoda; Insecta; Coleoptera; Chrysomelidae
Source: the annotation of a GenBank genome assembly